Molecule: messenger RNA, 2439 nt
Organism: Eutrema salsugineum
Lineage: Eukaryota; Viridiplantae; Streptophyta; Magnoliopsida; Brassicales; Brassicaceae
Exons: 4
Coding region: 1-2439 (812 amino acids)
Source: RefSeq, a predicted model, not a curated record
AUGGACAAGGCAUGGGUUUUCCUGCCAAGGAAUACUCUUGAGUACUCAGAAGGAGUGACUAAUUUCGUGAAUUCAUCAGCAAGAAGAUUAGGUAAUCUGUCUGAAAUGCUAUGCCCCUGUAGAGAUUGCCGCAAUUUAAGCCAUCAGUUAUUAGAGAAGAUUGUUGAGCAUCUAGUGAUUAGGGGUAUGGAUAUGAAGUAUAAGAGUUCUUGUUGGAGUAUUCAUGGUGAGAAAAGAGAUUGUACGGAAGAUAUUGCUCCUGGAUCUGAAACUGAGGCUUUUGAUUUGUUGAAGACAGCAUUUUGUAUAGGUGAAGGUAAUCCGAAUGACAAUGGGGAACCAAAUGAGGAGGAUGAAGCUCUAGAAGAAACUGAAUUCAGGACGAAGUUAAGAGAAGCUGAAACUCCAUUGUACUCUACUUGUGUGAAAUACACAAAGGUGGCAGCAAUCAUGGGACUCUACAGAAUCAAAGUUAAGAGUGGUUUGUCUGAGAACUACUUUGAUCAGCUGUUGGUUUUAAUUCAAGAUAUGCUACCUGAAGACAAUGUGCUUCCGAAGAGUACAGACGCAAUCAAAAAGUUUCUGAAGGUCUUUGGUUUUGGGUACGAGAAUAUUCAUGCUUGUAGGAAUGAUUGCAUAUUAUAUAGGAAGGAGUUUGAAAAGCUAGAAAGCUGUCCAAGGUGCAAAGUUUCAAGAUGGGAGAAAGAUAAGCACAGUAAUGAGAUGAAGAUAGGGAUUCCAGCAAAGAUCCUUAGAUAUUUUCCAAUCAAGGACAGAUUUAGGAGGAUGUUUAGAUCAAAAAGGAUGGCUGAGCAUUUGCGUUGGCAUUCAACAAAUGCAACUGAAGAUGGUACAAUGCGACAUCCUGUUGAUUCUAUAUCUUGGGCACAAGUGAAUGACAGAUGGCCUGACUUUGCUGCCGAACCAAGGAACCUUAGACUUGGACUUUGUACAGACGGGAUGAACCCUUUCUCUAUGCAAAACACCAAUCACAGCACAUGGCCAGUAUUGUUGGUCAACUAUAACACGCCUCCAACAAUGUGUAUGCAGGCUGAGAAUAUAAUGUUAACUUUGUUGAUCCCUGGUCCAUCAGCUCCUGGUAAUAACAUAGAUGUCUACUUAGCACCUUUGAUUGAAGAUUUACAAGAUUUGUGGUCUGAGGGUAUUGAAGUGUAUGACUCAUUUGCGAAGGAGAACUUCACACUUAGAGCCAUACUACUUUGGAGUAUCAGUGACUAUCCAGCCUUGGGAGUAUUGUCUGGAAGUAAAGUCAAGGGGAAACAAGCUUGCAUCGUCUGUGGAAAGGAUACUCCUUCUAUGUGGCUUAACUUUAGCCGUAAGUAUGUAUACAUGGGAAAUAGAAAGAGACUACCGCCUGGCCAUCCUUACAGAUUUAAAAAAGGGUGGUUUGACAACACUGUUGAAGUUGGGAGAGCUAAUAGGAUACAAACAGGUGCUGAAAUUUAUGAGACAGUAAAGGCGUUUAGGAAUGAUUUUGGAAGACCUCUAGACAAGGAAAAAAAAAGAAAAAGAACAGAUUUGGAAGAUGAUGAGCUGGUUGAAGAAGAUGAGUGUGAAGAAUCAAAUGAUCUAUGGCGGUGGAAGAAGAGAUCAAUAUUCUUUGAACUACCUUACUGGAAGGAAUUGCCUGUGCGUCACAAUAUUGAUAUGAUGCACGUAGAAAAAAAUGUCUCGGAUGCUAUAUUGUCUAUCUUGAUGCAAACUGCCAAGUCGAAAGAUGGUUUGAAAGCAAGAAAAGACUUAGAAGAUAUUGGAAUCAGAAAGCACUUGCACGCAGAGGUUAGGGGAAAGAAAACAUACUUACCUCCAGCAGCCUAUUGGUUAUCCAAGAAAGAGAAGGCCAUUUUUUGCCAAAGGUUAUCUAAGUUUAGAGGUCCUGAUGGUUAUUGUGGUAAUAUUGCUAACAGUGUUUCAGUUAACCCUCCUAAUAUAGGAAGUUUGAAGUCGCAUGAUCAUCAUGUGCUAGUACAAAACUUGUUACCAGCUGCGUUAAGAGGUUUGUUACGUAGAGGACCUAGGAUUGCUAUUACCAGAUUAUGCAAUUACUUUAACAGAUUGUGCCAGCAUAUCAUUGACCCGGAGAAACUCAUAACAAUGGAGUCUGAGUUUGUGGAAACAAUGUGUCAACUGGAGCGGUUCUUCCCUCCAUCCUUGUUUGAUAUCAUGUUCCACCUUCCAAUACAUCUAUCAAAAGAGGCACGUUUAGGAGGACCAGUCCACUUCCGCUGGAUGUAUCCCUUUGAAAGACUUGUUCAUGAUGGAAUGGAGGCAUUGGACAUGGAGGAGGAUGCUGGUGCUUUGAACCCUCUGCUUGGACUCAAGUCUCUCAAGCGUUCCUCCUUGUUCAUGCUCGUUCAGGGACCCCUCUGCCUAGCCAUGCCGAGGCUUCUACACCGAGGUGGACAAGUUUCUGGGUAA